Messenger RNA from Acanthoscelides obtectus, 1542 nucleotides. The record is from the annotation of a GenBank genome assembly. Lineage: Eukaryota; Metazoa; Arthropoda; Insecta; Coleoptera; Chrysomelidae.
AUGCCUCUAACUGCUCUACCCAAGGCGUUUGAUUUGAAAGAGCUAAAGAAAGGAUACUUUCCACAUUUAUUCAACACUUUGGCUCAUCAGAAUUAUGUAGGGCCAAUUCCAGCGCUCGACUUCUACGAUCCCGACCAUUUAAAGGAAGACGCUCGGGAAAAAUUAUUAAAAUGGCACGGCGAAAGACAAGCGGAGGGAUACGUUUUUGAUUUUCAGAAAGAAAUCGUUGAAUACUGUAUCUCCGAUGUGGAAAUAUUGACACAGGCGUGUCUCAAAUUUCGAGACCUGAUGAAAACCGAAACCACAGUCGAUCCCUUCCAGGAAAGCACCACUAUUGCAUCAUGCUGUAACAAAGUCUUUAGACGCAAUUUUUUAAAACCUGAGACGAUCGGGAUUCUACCGAACCAGAACUUAUAUCACCCCGUUUUACCGUCAAAAAUGAACAACAAAUUGAUGUUUGUUAACUGUCAAAAAUGUGGUGAAGAUUUCGUUCGAGAAGAGUGUCAGCAUUCUAUUCAAGAAAGAAGCCUAAAAGGAACUUGGGUGAUAGAAGAGGUGCUCAAAGCUAUUGAAAAAGGUUACCAGAUUAUAGAGACUUACGAAAUAUGGGAAUACGAUACAAUUCAGCUCAGUAAAGACCAAGAGGGGUUAUUUAGCGGAAUGAUGAACAAGUUUCUACAAAUAAAACAACAAGCUUCAGGAUGGCCCAAACAUUGCUUAACGGAUGAAGAAAAAAACCGUUAUAUUGAUGCAUUUUUGGAUAGAGAAGACAUAAAGCUGGAAUUUUCAAAAAUUAUAGAGAACCCCUGUUUGAGAUCGUUAGCUAAACUUAUGCUGAAUUCCUUUUGGGGUAAAUUUGCUCAAAAAGAAAACCAAAACAAAACCUCAAUAGUCAGAGACUGUGGUGAAUUCUUUGAUAUGCUGACUAAUCCUUCUAUUCAUGUAAAUACAGUUCUCCCGGUAAACGAAGAAACCCUUCUCAUAACUUGGGAAUUUAGAGAAGAGACCUAUGACGUUUCUUCAACGGUUAACGUUGUAUUGGCUUCAUAUGUCACGGCCCUAGCUAGACUAAAAUUAUAUUCAUUCUUGGAGAAAGUGGAAGAAAGGGCAGUUUACGUAGAUACAGAUUCAUGUAUUUAUAUCUCUCGUAAGGGAUUAGACGACAUAUCUACAGGCGACUUCAUAGGUGAUAUGACCGAUGAGCUCAAUGGGGGUUUCAUAUCAGAGUUUGUUUCUGGAGGACCUAAGAACUACGCCUACAAAUAUACUACUUUGUCUGGAGAGGAACAGAUCGUAUGUAAAGUAAAAGGCAUAUCACUCAACUACAAGGCAUCCCAAGUAGUCAAUUUUGAGAAAAUAAAAGACAUGGUGCUGAAGAAAUCUGAUCCUGUUUCUGUACUUUCUCGACAGCUACGACGUACAAGAGAGCAUGCAGUAGUAACAGUCGAGUUUCCUAAGGUAUACAAGAUAACUUCAAUGAAAAGGAAAUUCUAUGAAGAUCAUACCUCUGUACCAUUUGGAUUUAAGAAAAUAAAGUAUUGA